Messenger RNA from Equus caballus (horse), 7054 nucleotides. Lineage: Eukaryota; Metazoa; Chordata; Mammalia; Perissodactyla; Equidae. The record is from RefSeq and is a predicted model, not a curated record.
UCGGGCGUGCUGGUUGCAGGAGCAGGCUAGAAGCAAGAUGGAGCAGGGGCAUGUCAGUCCCGGGCUUUCUGUUCCCUGUCCCCAGCUUUCUUCCCACCGCCCUAUGGAAAGGAAAUACAGCGUGGGUACAACAUAAAGAGACUGCCUGCAGGUCCCUGGGAAGCCUGGGUCCCAGAACCUCUUCAUUGUGUUCUUUAAAAUGGGUGCAGUGGACCGGAGCUGGGUAAACCCGAGGGGACCAAUGGACCUCCUGAAUAUGUGUGUGAAACCACGGGCCUUAAAGACAAGUGACGGCUCCAGGCGUGGGCCGUGGAGUCAGACCCCUGUGUGCACGCAUCCCACCGCCUCCCUUGGGCAUGUGGCUUCUCCUUUCUGCAGCUCAGCUUCCCUUGUUGUCAAAUGGCAUUUAGAGUGUCUGCUUCAUGAGGUUUAAAUGAAAUCACGUGGAUAUAAAGCCCCUAACCCAGGGCCUGACGCAGAGCAUGUUCCUGCUGUUUAGAGCUCCCCUGUGCCAGGUGCCGAGUGGCGGGUUUCAUCCUCCCAGCCGCUCUGUGAGGCCCGUUCUCUCAUCAUCCCCAUCUUACAGAAACGAACACUGAGGCUCAGAGAGUUGAAGUCAACUGCCCAAGGUAACACAGCGAAGGAGUGGUCAGAGGCAGUGUUGGAACCCUUCUGGCUGCAGAGUCCGUGCUCUCAGCCCCCACGCUCCAGCGCCUCUCACCCGGCUCACAUGAGGCCUCCUGAGCAUGUACGUGUUCCUGGGGAGCAGUGAUCAGGUUUUCUCAGGCAGUGGCUUUCAAAGCUUCCUCCUUAUCGCAAUUACCGGGGAAAUGUUUCAAAAGAUCAACGGAUUCCAGCACCAGCCCAGGCCUUCUCUGGGGCCCAGGGCUCUGUGUUUCCGGCAAGCAUCCCAGAGUAGGAUGCUGAUGCAGGGGUUCGUGGACCGCUCUUUGGAGAGAUCUGAGGAGUUUUUGACUCCAAGAAGUUUGCGAGGCCUGUACUGGCAGGUCUGGAGGGCCCCGAGGUAGUGGGGACGUCAGGGAGCCGAGACAGUCGUGUGUUCUUGGUUCAGAGGGCAGCGCCCAGCGCAGCCCCGGGGGAUGUGAUCCUCAGAGCGACUGCCUCCCCGACUCCCAGUCCCUGUCCAGGCCCAGCAGGAACCCCGCCCCACCACCAGGCCACGGACCCCUGCCAGCCAUGCCACCCAGGACUCUGUGGGACCUGAGAGCCACCACCCCUGGGGAACCCACAGCCGGACAGCCCCGAGCAGGCUGGCCCAGGAGGCUCAAGGCAGGUAGGACGAGACAGCAGCCAGAUGGGCUUCCGGGGUGUGGGGUCCCACUCCACUCACCCCCCUGCCCCACCCAUUCCCGAAGGGCGGGCGCAGCUCAGCCCCACCACGUGGUGGCUGCGGUUGGGAAGUGGCUGACCUGCCCGGUGGGCGGCAGUCAGGGCCGCUCACGCUGAGGUGGGUCGUUGGCCUCUGGCUGCAUGACCCCAAGCCGGCCCCUCCUCCCCUCCGGAACCCUCUGUCAGCUGUGCUUUAACCGAGCGAGCGUUAAGGUCAGUCGCUUUUAAGCCCUAAAGAUCGGGGCUUUUGGAAGGAUCAGACUAGCCACCGGGAAACCCAAAGACUUGGGCUAUUUUCUAAGAUGGGGGGGAAGGAGCUGGAGAAGAUGAGAGUGCCUCAGACCUCAGUGGUUCUAGCGGCUGGAGGCUGGAGGGAGAAAGCGGGGACCCGAGGGGGACAGAGGUCUAAGCCAGCCUUCCCCACAGCCAAUUUCCUGCAAGGCCUCAACGCCUCAGUCAUGAAAUUUUCAUGCAAGUGUUGCUGUCAGCUCUGUUACAUACCUGAAUGGUUUCCACUAGAAAAAUAACGUUUCCGGUCACUUCCUGCCGAGAAAAGCAAGGGCCUCGGGAGGAUGGGGCAAGACAUUUGCUGCUGUGGCCUUGAGUGGGCCCCCCCUACUGUGAUUGUGGCACAGCAUGGGCCCGAUCCUGCCGGGGACCUGGGGACCCACUGCCUGGAGCCUGCCUGGGGGCAGGAGGGCUCAGCCAGGGCAAUCGUGAUUCUGGUCCCGACGGCCCUUAGGCGCCUCUGUGGGGAGGCCAGCCCCACGGGAGCCAGGACAAAGACGUGGGAUUUGAAAGUCAGCUGUGAGAAGUUAACUGCAAGGGAAAGGGAUUGGGGGCGGAGACACCCCCAAAUCAGAAGGGGGCAUAUCGGAUCUGGGGCUGGCGGAGAGUGACAGGGUGAUGUGGUGCUGUGUUUACGGCACGAACUCAGCAAGUACCCGCCGAGCUCCGGCUGUGUGUCAGACACUCCGCUGGAUACGCCGCAUGAGCGCACACAGAAAGCCCGGCCUGGUCAGGCUCAUGCUCUUAGAGAGCGCCCCAAAAAGGGACUGAGUGGUUACGGGCUUUGGAGCCAAAGCAAGAAGGGAAGUGGAUGUGGGGGACGGGGUCAAGAGGGGACAUUGGGGCUGUGACUUGAAAGAGGUGAGGGCAGGCCACGCAGGCACUGGGGCAGGAGCCACCCAGGCGAAGAUGUCAAAGGCUAGUUUGGCCACCCCAGAAAGUUCAGGAAGAGGUUUAGGUCUCACUUUAUUUGCCUUCCCACCCGGCAACAAGAAGUUUCUGAAGCUAAUGUUACUUUUGUUCUUAGCCUGAGCCCCCAGAGGCCAUUAGACCCCUGCAGGUGGAUAGAGGGGGGAGGGGCAGAGGGAGGAGCAGCCAGAGCAGAGCGGAACCAGUCCACCAAGUUGGGAAGGAGACUUUGUGUGUGUGGGGGGGGGUUCCUCAAGUACUGGGCAUCUUCACCCUCGCAGCACCCCAGGGAGGGACCUCCCAGGGCACAGCUCUGAGGGCACUCCUCAGGGUGGGACCCAUGGCCCUGGGCUUCCAGAGAUCUUCUGUCUCUCCCCUGGUGACCCAGAAAUAACAGAGGCCCCACGAGAUGGGGCAGGUCAAACUGCACCUGUAACUGGAUGGAGAGUGUGUUUCUGGGUGCUCUCCCUCAGGAAAAAUCCAGGAUGGUUCAUUGAGGUUCCUCAACCACACUGCCUGGGUUCAAAUCCGGGCGCCACCUCUUUCCUAGCUGUGUGACCUAAAGCAAGUUUCUUAACCCCUCUGUGCCUUAGUUGCCUGCUCUGUUAAAUGGGCGUACAAAUGUACCUUCCUCAUGGGAGAUCACGAGGGCUAAGCGAGCAAAGACAGGCCUGCAGUCUCGCAUCUGAAACUUUUUGGAGCAGUCGUGGUUCAGAACCGGUGCAUUGGCACAGUCGUCGGAGUCUAGACCCGAUAUUAUGUAACUCCCCCAGCAGGGUCUGGGCAGCAUCCCGUAAUCAAGCGUUGUUUCUGCAGCAAAACACACGGGCAUUCCCGCUCAGAUGAGUCAAGUCUACAAAUAGCCACACAUCGGUUCAGGCCAGACUUGUCCCCACAUGAGUUCAGUUCAGGUUAGGGUUUGCCACCAAUCUCUACCAGGAUAGUAAGCGCAGGGACCGGUGCCUAGCAUGCGGUGGGAACCAAACCCCAGACGCGUCAGCCUCCAAGCGUUAUCUUCCGUUGCUUUUUAGUUGUUCAGGCUGAUGAAAAGCCAGGAGAGGGCGCUCUUGAGACUUAAAGACAGCUGGUGGCUGCAGGACCCGAUUCCCAGAGCCCCGGGGAAACUGAAAACAUGGGGCCCCUUGUUCAAGUUUAUUGAGGAUUUCUAGACACCAAGAGCAGAGCGUUAAACCCCGCACAGGGCCCUUCUGAGGGAGGUGGCCCUGGGUGGUGGGUACUUUGUCCUGAGCCGAUUUCUCCUCCUCGGUAAGUGAGGCUCCAGUCCCCAUAGUCCCCAACAGGUCGCCUGCUCCGGCUUUGGGACCUGCCCAGGGCUCUGGCUGGGCCAGCAAGCUGGCUGGAGGCUGAAGCCUGCAUCCUCCUCCGUGUAGGACCCCAGGCGGGACCUGAGCUGGGCAAGUGGCAGGAUAAGGAUUGUGACACAGUUGUCAAGCAGCCCACCGAGAACAGGGGCUCAGGGCCAGAUCUGAUUCGCUUUUGGAAGCUGACACAGCGAGUGAGGCGUUCCUUGUGCACCUGCGGGGAGGGAGUGUGAUGUCGUGCUCAGGCCUCGUGUGGUCGGAGCCAGCCGACCUCGCUGGGACCCAUGUGGAACAUGAGACCUGUCCGGAGGGCCCACGAGUGUGCAAAUGCCCCAAAGGGGUAGGAUUAAUAGUAGUAGGAGGAGAGCUGAGGCAAGGCCCGCAGAACCCCAACAUUUCAGGGGGCCGGCGAAGGAAGCGAUGGGGAGCCUGGAGUGCGUGAGACAGGUCAGAUGAGGAAGAGUGGGGGCCACGAAAUUCAGUGCCUCUGCAGGGACCUGGGCACUCUUGAGCUGGAGCCACUGGAAUGAUCACAGGGAAACCCCAGGGGGUUGGUCGGGGGAACAAGGAGGGGAGAGGAAAAAGCAGGUCGGGAUGUACUGGAGACCGGGAGGAAAAGACCGUUUGUGGGAGCCCAGGUCAGAGCUGGAGGAGGGACUGACUCAAAACAAAGCCGCCCCUGAAGAGGACAUUAUCCGUCCCAUGACAGAACAGGGAAACCGAGGCUCCUGGAGCCCAGUCAGAGCCCAGCAGAGUCAGGGCAGAGCUGGGGUGGUCUGGGUGUGGUUCAAAGUGUGGGCCCCCCGCACGGCACACCCACUGUGGUCAAACAGACGGGCAGCAGCGAGUGCGGGCCACGUUGUGGAGAAAUCCGAGUCCUCCGACGCUGCCGGUGGGAAGGAGAAUGAGGCCGCUGUUUUGGAAAACAGUGGGCAGCUCCCGAAACUGUGAAACAGAGUGAUGGCGUGACCCAGCAGUUUCACUCCCACGCAAGUGCCCGAGGGAGGGGGAAACUUAGGGCCACGCGGAAAUCGGCACACGCGUGUUCGUAGCAGCAUCCUGCGUAAUAGUCAAAAAGAGGACACAACCCAUUGCUAAAGCUAGGCAUAUCCAUGUCGUGGAACACUGGUUGGCCGUGAAGAGAAGUCAGCGAAGUUCUGAUCCUUGCUACCGCGCGGAGGAGCCUUGAGAAUAGGAUACUAAGGGAAAGAGGCGGCCACAAAGAGCCACACGCGGUAUGAUUUCAUUUGUAUGAAACAGAGCAGCCGUCAUGAGAUUCUGGGCCACUUGCCCUUCCUUCUCCACCAUCUACUUCCUCGUCGUCAUCUUCAUGGUGUCCACCAUCUUCCACUGCCACCAGCGCCUGGCUCUGGUGCCCACCCUCUGGGCCUCCCCGGGCCACGUGGUCCUGGUCCCCGGACACCUGCCGCAGAGGGGCGUGUUCACCAUCAACUCCAAAGGCCGCUUGGGGAACCAGAUGGGCGAGUACGCCACCCUGUACGCGCUGGCCAAGAUGAACGGCCGGCCGGCCUACAUCCCGGCCCAGAUGCACAACGCCCUGGCCCCCAUCUUCAGGAUCACCCUCCCCGUCCUGCAUGGCGACACGGCCAGCAGGAUCCCAUGGCAGGACUACCACCUGAACGACUGGAUGGAGGAGCGGUACCGCCACAUUCCUGGGGACUACGUGCGCCUCACUGGCUACCCCUGCUCCUGGACCUUCUACCACCACCUCCACGAGGAGAUCCUCCAGGAGUUCACGCUGCACGACCACGUGCGGGAGGAGGCCCAGAAAUUUCUCCAAGCCCUGCAGGCCAAGUGGGCCCAGCAGGUCACCUUUGUGGGGGUCCACGUGCGCCGGGGCGACUACGUGCGCGUCAUGCCGCAGGUGUGGAAGGGUGUGCUGGCCGACAGGGGCUACCUGCGGCAGGCCCUGGACUGGUUCCGGGCCCGCCACCGCAGCCCGGUCUUCGUGGUCACCAGCGACGACAUGUCCUGGUGCCAGCAGAACAUCAACAGCUCCCGCGGGGACGUGGUGUUCGCAGGCAACGGCCGUCAGGGCUCUCCUGCCAAGGACUUUGCGCUGCUCGUGCAGUGCAACCACACCGUCAUCACCGUGGGCACCUUCGGGGUCUGGGCCGCCUACCUCACGGGCGGGGACACCGUCUACCUGGCCAACUUCACCCUGCCCGGCUCCCCCUUCCGCAUGAUCUUCAGGCCACAAGCGACCUACCUGCCAGAGUGGGUGGGCAUUGCCGCCAACCUGGGGCAGGCCGGAGGGAACAGCCCUUAGCCCUGCGCGGGCUCCUCCCUCGCCCUCGGCCCCACAGGCAGUGUGGGGGGUGCAGCGCACGGGCUCAGGAUCCGACACCCCAGUUUGAAUCCAGGCUGCUCUGCUUCCUGGCUGGGUGACUUCAGACAAGUGACAACCUCUUUGUGCCUUAGUGUGCCACCUGAAAGAUGAGCAAUAACACGGAACUUACCUCGGCCGCUCCUCGUGGGAACUCAGAGUUCAUUUAGUGCCUUGGGAACACGCAGUAAGCGUUGGCCCUGAACUUUGGGACUGCUUUAGGAUGGAAAGGCAUUUUUGCCCUCUCCUUUGCAGCUCGGGGAGCACGGAGUCCAAAUAUUUCGCUCUUCCCUCCUGGGAGAGUUUGGCGAUGAAGCCGUCCCUGCCUUCAGGUAAAGGGGAAUGAGGUGUUUUGGGCAGCUAAGAAUUCAGGCUUUGGGUUUAAGGGGGCGUUGUCAUGAAAGGAUGUGAGGGAAACGAGGAUUUGAAAGGAUGAAUCCCAGGGAGGUAUGCCUGGUGGGGAGGCCGACCCCUGAUUUGGGGGCGGGGGUGGGAGGGCCUCACCCUGACGGCAGGACGCAGCGCCACGCCUUGGCCUGUAGCAGCAAAGACGCCCAGAGGCCACAUGUCAUAGAAGCAGCCGGCUGACCCCAAGGGGCCCCAGAGACCAGCCAACGCCCUGUCAGCUGUCACCUGUAUGGACAGAUGACCUCACACUUCGGCACUGCCUGUGCCCUCAGGCCCUAAAGCCGCUCUGAGAAAGCCCAGUGUGGACAAAGCUUGGAUGAACUGAUUACAAUCCUGGUUUUCUUGUUCAGUGUAUUUUAAAGUAUGAAGAUACCACUAUUUUUAUUGGUAUAAUACUCCCCUUUGGGUAUUAAAAGGAAAUCUGAACAUA